UCCGGUAAAACUAACCAAUAUAGCAUAGUAAAGUUCAGUAGGCAGAAUUCUGUUUUGAUGUACGUCUAAUCAAGUGAUAUUAUGAAUGGCUGAUUAUUUAUAACAUUUACCAAUUUUUUAUACUGACCGUCAUCGAAUCGUAAUGUCCGCCAUAUUUAAUUUACAGAGUCUGGUAACGGUAUUCCUGUUACUAAUAUGUACCUGCACCUAUGUCAAAGCCAUCGUGCCUAGUUUAUUGGACAAGCGAAUGGGAAAAGUUGGCAUCCAGGGUACAUUUUGGAAGUGUGCUAGAAUCGGCGAAAGAAAGAGCCCGUACGUAGCAGUGGGUUGCGUUUUUAUGGCUCUAAAUAUUCUGUUCUGGUCGUAAAGCACACAUAAACAAAUGGUAAGGAGCACAUUGGCUGUUACAAUGUUGUUGGUUGUAAAUGAGGCAGGUUUUUUUACGAAUAAAAUGUAAGCAAGUUUCUUUA
Hylaeus volcanicus is the source of this 470-nucleotide messenger RNA. It is a transcript of the gene ksh, whose product is annotated as protein kish-A. Lineage: Eukaryota; Metazoa; Arthropoda; Insecta; Hymenoptera; Colletidae. The transcript has 3 exons. The record is from RefSeq and is a predicted model, not a curated record. Bases 143 to 367 code for a protein of 74 amino acids. Gene Ontology annotation, biological process: protein secretion; intracellular transport.